Messenger RNA from Ctenopharyngodon idella (grass carp), 6918 nucleotides. RefSeq names its product Golgi apparatus protein 1-like. NCBI's taxonomy places the organism in Eukaryota, Metazoa, Chordata, Actinopteri, Cypriniformes, Xenocyprididae. Gene Ontology annotation, molecular function: fibroblast growth factor binding. The record is from RefSeq and is a predicted model, not a curated record. Gene Ontology annotation, cellular component: Golgi membrane.
CAUUACGUAAUUCAUAUUCAUAAGCAAAUCCUUCGCCGUAGUAGGGUCGGUUGGUCAGCGCUGUGUCUUCAGCAGCAGGAGGAGUGAGUGGAGCUCGAUUCAGCUGUUGUGGCCGAAGAUGGCGGCGUGUAGACGUGUUCAGCUGCUGCUGCUCCUCAUGUCUCUCUGCCUUCUCACCGUACAGGCUCUUAAACCUCUUCCAGGUUUCGGGAAUGUGCAUCCUCCGGCUGUCGCCAUGAACCAGCAGCUCAGAGCCGCGCUACCGAAUCCCGGGAAUAACGCCGCCGCCGCCGCUGCUGCUGCUGCUGCCGCCGCGUCCUCCGGUUUUCAGUCUAGAAGAUCCACCGGCUGGAAGCUGGCAGAAGAGCAGGCCUGCCGGGACGACGUGACCCGGCUGUGUCCAAAACACACCUGGACAAAUAACCUGUCUGUACUGGAAUGCCUGCAGGACAAAAAGGAGGACACAGAGAUUGCUACGGACUGCAACCAUCUGUUGUGGAACUACAAGCUGAACCUGACCACAGAUCCGAAGUUUGAGUCCGUGGCGCUGGAAGUGUGUACGAGCACCAUGUUAGAGCUGAAAGAGUGCGCAGAUGAGGAGCGAGGGAAAGGCUAUCUGAUGUCCUGCCUGGUGGACCACCGUGCUAACAUCACAGAACGCCAGUGUCAUCAGUACAUCACCAAGAUGACCAGCAUCAUCUUCAGCGACUAUCGGCUCAUAUGCGGCUUUAUGGAUAAUUGCAGAGAAGACAUCAACAUCCUGCAGUGUGGAAGCAUCGCUGUCGGAGAAAAAGACCUGCAUUCCCAGGGUGAGGUGAUUGCGUGUCUGGAGAGGGCUCUGGUCAGGGAGGCAGAGCAGCAGGAAAAGGCUCAUCAAAUCAAGAGCGACUGCAAAAAGUCCAUCAUGAGAGUGGCCGAACUGUCUGCGGAUGAUUUCCACCUCGACCGCUACCUCUACUUCUCCUGCCGAGACGACCGGGAGCGCUUUUGUGAAAAUACCCAAGUGGGAGAGGGCAGAGUGUACAAAUGCCUGUUCAACCAUAAAUUUGAAGAAGCAAUGUCAGAAAAGUGCAGAAACGCCCUGACCACUCGGCAAAAGCUCAUUGCUCAAGAUUAUAAAGUCAGUUAUUCCCUUGCAAAGGCUUGUAAGGCCGACCUACGCAAAUACCAUUGUAACCCGGACACCAGCAUGCCCCGCGCCCGAGAGGCCAGACUCUCCUACCUCCUCCUCUGCCUGGAAUCUGCUGUUCACAGAGGCCGUACGGUGACCGGAGACUGUCAGGGUGAGAUGCUGGACUACAGACGCAUGCUAAUGGAGGAUUUCUCCCUGAGCCCUGAGAUCGUGUUGCAUUGUCGAGGAGAGAUCGAGGCGCACUGCUCAGGACUGCACCGCAAGGGCCGAACCCUCCACUGCCUCAUGAGAGUCGCCCGAGGGGACAAGGGCAUGGUGGACAACCUCUGUCAGACAGCACUUCAGACUCUUAUCCAGUCAGCAGACCCCGGCACUGAUUACCGGAUUGAUCGCGCGUUGAACGAAGCCUGUGAGUCUGUGAUCCAGACAGCCUGCAAACACAUCCGUAGCGGAGAUCCUAUGAUUCUGUCUUGUUUAAUGGAGCACCUUUACACAGAGAAGAUGGUUCAGGACUGUGAACACCGCCUGCUGGAGCUGCAGUACUUCAUUUCAAGAGACUGGAAGCUUGAUCCUGUCUUAUACCGUAAAUGUCAGAAUGAUGCAUCCAGACUGUGCUACACACCAGGCUGGAAUGAAAGCACUGAUCUCAUGCCUCCUGGCGCUGUGUUUUCCUGCUUGCACCGCCAUGCUUACCGGACAGAAGAGCAGGGCAGAAGGCUCACGAGGGACUGUAAGGUGGAAGUCCAGAGAAUUCUUCACCAGAGAGCUCUGGAUGUUAAGUUGGACCCUGAGCUCCAGAAACGCUGCAUGACUGACCUGGGAAAAUGGUGCAGUGAGAAGACAGACACUGGACAGGAACUGGAGUGUCUUCAGGACCAUCUAGAGGACCUGGUGUCAAACUGCAGAGACGUGGUGGGAAACCUGACGGAACUAGAAUCUGAGGAUAUUCAGAUUGAAGCCCUGCUGAUCCGAGCCUGUGAACAGGUCAUCCAGAACCACUGCCAUGACAUAGCUGAUAAUCAGAUAGACACAGGGAAUCUUCUAGAAUGCCUGGUGCAGAACAAACAUCAGAGGGAAAUGAAUGAUAAAUGUGCUGUGGGCGUCACUCAUUUCCAGCUGGUUCAGAUGAAGGACUUCCGCUUCUCCUACAAGUUCAAAAUGGCCUGCAAGGAGGACGUACUCAAACUCUGUCCAAACAUUAAGAAGAAGGCAGAUGUUGUCAUCUGUUUGAGCACCACAGUGAGGAACGACACACUACAGGAAGUGAAAGAUCAGCGUGUCUCUCUGAAAUGUCGGAAACAGCUGAGGGUGGAAGAGCUGGAGAUGUCAGAGGACAUUCGACUAGAACCUGAGCUACAUGACGCUUGUAAGAAGGAUAUCAACAAGCUCUGUUCCUCUUUUGCCUAUGGAAAUGCUCAGAUCAUUGAGUGUCUCAAAGAGAACAAGAAGCAGCUUUCCCAGGUGUGUCAUCAGAAGGUCUUUAAGCUUCAGGAAACUGAGAUGAUGGAUCCAGAGCUGGACUAUCAGCUCAUGAGAGUGUGCAAGCAGAUGAUCAAGCGUUUUUGCACAGAGUCAGAUGCUAAGAACGUCCUGCAGUGUCUAAAACUGAACAAGAACAGCGAGCUAAUGGAUCCAAAGUGUAAGCAGAUGAUCACCAAGAGACAAAUCACUCAGAAUACAGACUACAGAUUGAACCCAGUGUUGAGGAAGGCUUGUAAGCCAGACAUUCCCAAGUUCUGUCAGAACAUUCUCAACAAAGCCAGUGAUGCCAAUGAACUGGAGGGUCAAGUCAUAUCCUGCCUCAAACUCAAGUAUGCAGACCAGCGGUUGUCUGGAGAAUGUGAGGAUCAGAUCAGAGUGAUUCUUCAGGAGUCAGCACUCGACUACCGGCUCGAUCCGCAGCUCCAGGCUCACUGCAAUAAUGAGAUCACGCGGCUGUGCGCAGAGGAAGCUGCCGCACAGGAACAGACGGGUCAAGUGGAGGAGUGUCUGAAGAACAACCUACUGAAAAUUAAACAAGAGGAGUGCAAGACGGAGGUGUUGAACAUGCUCAAAGAAAGCAAAGCAGACAUAUUUGUGGAUCCUGUCUUGCACACAGCCUGUGCUCUGGAUUUGAAACACCACUGUGCAGCCAUCAACCCUGGAAGGGGCAGACAAAUGUCCUGUUUGAUGGAAGCUCUGCAGGACAAGCAGGUGCGUCUACAGCCUGAAUGUAAGAGAAGAUUACAGGACCGCAUAGACAUGUGGGGCUAUGCAGCGAAGGUGGCACCAGCUGAAGGUUUCUCGGACCUCGCUGUGCAAGUCAUGACGUCACCUUCCAAGAACUACAUCUUGUUCGUGAUUGCACUGGCUGUGUCCAUCCUCUUCCUUGUGGGGCUGCUGUGUGGCCGCAUCACCAAACGUGUGACCAGAGAGCUGAAAGACAGGUAGAGCGAGGAUGCCGCCCAUCCACCCCUCCUGUUUCACACGUCAUUUCCUGCCCUCGCUGUUCUUUGUACUUACACCUGCGAAGACUUUGGGAGCUGUCAGUGGACCUUCUGUGGGCUGGUGCCAUGUUUGGAACCCUCUCUAGCCCACCCAGCCACUGAAUCCAAACGUUAAACUUUUGAAAUGCUUCUCGGACAGGAUCAAGAUCGUUUUGGGACAUUAUGCCUUGAUUAUACAUGGUUUUUGUUUUUGUUUUGAGAGUGGCAGCCUUACUUCUUGACUGUAAUAUGGUCAUGUGUCAAUGCAGUAUUUUUAUUGUUGUAUCUUUUCCAGUUCUUGAGAAUGUGUGGUCAUAGAUGGGGCUUUAAACAGCAGCUUACAUGAAAGUUCAGAAGCCAUCUUUAUAUUUGUUUUUGUUUUGUUUUCACAAACAAGUCAUCACUAGUGUUUUUUUCAUCUUAGUCCACUUUGGGUGGGAUUGAUUUUUGGGUGUCUCCUGAAUGUUUUGGCACUGGGGAGGUAAGAUGGUUUUUCUAGUCCAGUAUGAUGAACUACAAUGAUUGUGACACGUGAAACGGUGGUCUUUAUUAGGUAAAAGACAUUUUAUUUUACAUUAAACAUCAAGCAGUAAACUUACAAAGAUUAUGAUAUUCGAAUACACCUAGUAAACACCAAACACUGCAUUAAAAUUUUGUAGAUUGUGACAUUAUUUUCAUAAUGGUUUCCCCCCAAAAUGCCCAUUACGUCGGCACAUUUCCCACUAUUCUCAAUAGUGUUUCUCAUUGUUCAUUUAUACUAUUUUAUGGUUUUAAAAAGGUCACUGUAAUACAAAUUGGCUUAAAUAUGCAAAGGUAGUACAACAAAUACAGCAAAAGUAAAUAAAGUCAUAAAAUGCUUAGUUUACUUUGAACAAAAUUUAUUUUUAUUUUGGAGGGAAAUAUCGUCCCCUUGGAAUUAUAAGGUUCUAUCUGACAUUUUUGUCAAAAUUGAGUUAUUCACAAAUUCACUAAUUCUGUGACAGAUUAUUUACGUUAUGUGAUUUUUUUUUUUUUUUUUUUUUUUUUUGGAAGUUUUUAUUUAGAAAACAAAAAGGUUCCGUCUACAAAGUCAAAUGGAAUGCAAAAACUUUGAAGCUCAAUAUCUCAAAACUGCUCUGCUCUUUUGUGAUUCACUUACAUAUCUGAGUGUUCUGAAGCAUUAUAAACAUCCGGUUCGCACAAUUAUUAGGAUUAAUAGACAAAGAGUACGAAAUUCAGAUAGACCUUUAGAGAAGGUUCUGUGUUAAAGAUGCUUUGAUUGUCCAGGGCCAAGUUUCCUGCGGACCAAACUUGCAAGGUUGAACUCGACUGUAUACCCUGUUAGAUGUUUUUUUUCAGAGGUACUUUGAAUGUUCACAGGACGAUUGCACUUUUUUGAUGUUUUGUUAUGUUUGGCUUAAGCCUUAUUUAUUGUUUACAACAAAUGUGCUGAUCUUGGUUUAAUAUGUGCGUGCGUGUGCGCGUGUGUGUGUGCAGAGUUAAAUAUGUUCUAAUGUUGCCUUUUCUCUUUCUCUGUCACACCAGUGAAAGGAAACGUCCAUUAGUCCCCACUGAUGGUGGCUCUGUAUUUUUUCAAAGCUGUACCCACAAACAUCUCUAGGAUGAAAAGGAAUGACUUACUUGUCUUUGUCUAUUUGUCACUGAGUUACUUUGAUUAUAACUGUGAUGAUUAUAUGCAUAAAAUUUGCUGAAGACAUAGGGUUUUUCGAAAAGAUCCAUGCAUGCUUUUCCCCCAAAACUCAUUCUGUAUCCCCUCAUACAUGAGAAAAAUGUGCUUUUUGCAAAAAUAGACUAUAUAUAUAUAUAUAUAUAUAUAUAUAUAUAUAUAUAUAGUAAAAAUUUGCACUAUUAUUUUGAGGGGUUUUGUGAGAUUCACCUAUUUAAUUUUCUUAACAGAAGCUGUACCACUAUAGAAAAUAUAUUGUGCAUUAUGUAUAUCGUCUCUCAAAGAGUGUGCAGAGCUCUAUGAAAUCCAUUUGUCCACUAUCCUUGUAUUAAAGGGACAGUUUACCCAAAAAUGAAAAUUCUGUCAUAAUUUACUGACCCUCAUGUCAUUCUAAAUCUGUAUGUAUUUCUUUCUUUUGCGGCACGCAGAAAAAUAUAUUUUGAAGAAUGUUGGUAACUAAACAGUUUUGGUUCCCAAUGAAUAUGAUGAUAGAAUUUUCAUUUUUGGGUGUACUAUCCCUUCAACAGAUUUAAAAAUCCCAGACUCCCAAAUUUGGGAACAGAUUUGUAUGUUGUAAUGCUUUUUUCUUUUUCUAUUUUUGAGCUCGAGAGGCCACAGGCGUACUGCUUUUACCUCUAGCAUUGAUGAUCUCAAUGUUCUUCUGUAAAUAAUAGAUCUAAUGUGCAAAUGACAGUGUCUGAGAUUUCUGGUUGAUUGAAAUUUGGACUGUAAAAUUUUACUGAUCAUAUGAUCACAUUUGAAUAUAUAUUGUAGAUAAGUAAAUGUUAUUCCAAAUAUAUUUCUCCUAAUUCAUGCUUUUAGAGACUGAUCAUGAUGAUGUUGUUUUUUUGUUUUUUUUAAUUAAUAUUUUACAUAUAACUGGUUUAUAAUGGUGACUUGACACAUUGGAAGUCAUUGGCGUGUAAAAAACACAAAGCUGACUGUGAUGGGUCAUUGAUCACUUUCUUUUGAAACUCAAAGUGAGCCAAUGUUCUGUUCGAUUUGGAAAUCAAGUGAUUCUUAAACAGUUUUGGAGAAUGUGCAUGGAAUAUCGAGCCUUUCCAACUAUUGCAACUAGAAAUGCUUGCUUUCUCUUUGAAGAAUUUUUUUUUUUUUGCCUGGAAGAUUUUAAUACCUUUUCUUAUGACAAAAUGUAGAAGUCCAUAUGUUGAAAGACCAUUGUUUCUUGUUUGUUUGUUUGUUUGUUUGUUUGUCUGUGUGUGUGUGUGUGUGUGUGUGUGUGUGUGUGUGUGUGUGUCUCAUUUUGAAAGCAUCUUUUAAAGCCACAAGCAAGAGCAAAACCUGAUUCCAUUACUCUGAAAAGUGACAUUGCCAGUCACAUUUUCCCAACAGUCAGUGCAGAGCCAAAGAUGAUCCUGCUUUGUUUAAAAUGCUCCUCUACAAGAUUCUUAAGCAGCUCCAACAUCUGCUGGAUGUUUUCGUGUUUUUUUGUUUUGUUUUUGGUUUUUGUUUUUUUAUUCAGUUUCUUAUUAACUUCAAAUUGACUAAACAUUGUAAAAAGUUAUGGCUGUGAUAUUUUCUCAGUUUCUUCAUCUUGCCAUUUAACAUUGUGACAAAUCAGAUUUUUGUUGAUUUCCCUAAUUCUGUACAGAUGAUGAAUUCAGUUUAAUAAAAUGCUGUAGAUUUUCUUACCA